UCACUUCACCUCUCACUCUUUCAACCCACAGAAAACACACAACAAACCCUUACCAAGAAAGAAAAGAAACAUACCAAGAGUAAUAUAUAUAUGCCUCUCAAAGAAAUCGCGCUCAAGAAGCGCCGCACCCGCAAAGACUACGUCUUCCAUCAAGUCUACCGAACCCGAUGGCACGACAACGACAUGUACGCGCAUCUCAACAACACCGUCUACGCGCAACUCUUCGACUCAAUCAUUAACUCCUACCUGAUCACCGACUGCGGGAUGGACCCCUUCUCCCCAGCUCCAGCCCACGCCUCCCAGAUCGCUGUCAUUGCCAGCUCCUACUGCGAUUACUUCGCUUCCGUCUCCUACCCGGAUACCCUGGAGCUCGGCCUCCGGGUCACCAAGCUCGGGGGCUCCAGCGUCACGUACGAAGUCGGGGUAUUCCGGGAAGGCGAAGACGACGUCAAGGUUGUGGGGGGGUAUACGCAUGUAUGGUGUACGAGGGAGGACAUGAAGCCCGCCAAGGGGGGGAUGGAGAGGCGGGUUCGAGAGGCGUUGGAGAGGUUGAUGGUUCAGGAUGGUGCGAGGCUUUGAGAUGGGUUUCGAUUCAAGUUGGGGGUUUCCUACUCACGGUAAAGUAAAGGGGGGGGGUUGAAGUACUCCGUGUACUAGGUACGUAUGUAGGGCUUGCUGUAUCGUGUACUGGCUAGAAUAGACAGGUCAUUAUUACUAGGUAGGACCUGGUAGGUAGUAGGUACCUGCUCGGACUUAUUCUGUAUAGUAUGUGGGUAUCAUAUUAGAAUUAUUGUAGGUAUGGUGGAAAUCACAUUUAAG
Messenger RNA from Aspergillus ochraceoroseus IBT 24754, 819 nucleotides. RefSeq names its product acyl-CoA thioesterase. Gene Ontology annotation, molecular function: fatty acyl-CoA hydrolase activity. Gene Ontology annotation, cellular component: mitochondrion. The record is from RefSeq and is a predicted model, not a curated record. NCBI's taxonomy places the organism in Eukaryota, Fungi, Ascomycota, Eurotiomycetes, Eurotiales, Aspergillaceae. The transcript is spliced from 2 exons. The coding region runs from base 91 to 579 and encodes 162 amino acids.